This is a messenger RNA of Naegleria lovaniensis, 825 nucleotides long. RefSeq lists its product as uncharacterized. The coding region runs from base 1 to 825 and encodes 274 amino acids. NCBI's taxonomy places the organism in Eukaryota, Heterolobosea, Eutetramitea, Acrasida, Naegleriidae. The record is from RefSeq and is a predicted model, not a curated record. The transcript has 2 exons.
AUGUCCUGGUUAAGAAGAAAGAAAGAUACCUCAUCGGAUUCAUCUCACUCGUUUGAUUCCAUGUAUGAAUUACAUACUCUCAAUACAACCAUUUGUUUUAUUCCAUUCACGUUCUAUCAACAAGGAGUGGGUGGAGAUGAAGCUCAAAAAUUGUUCCGAACUGGUUAUUAUUAUUCAUGUUUAGAUAAUUUGUUUAAAAAGUAUGAUGUAUAUAGUGAUAAGGCUAAAAAGGUGUUAUGGCAAGAAAAAGACUGUUUUCCAAAUUAUGAACCCAUUCAUGAAAUUAUGAUACGAACAGCCUUGCCAAGUGCACAAAAGAAGAAAGUAGAAGAGACUCCCGAAGAGAAGGAAACUUUGGCCAAGUUUAUUCAUACGACUGCUGAGUGCAUGCAAAAGAGAAUUACUAAAACUCAAUUGGAAGAAAAAUUAAAGAAGGCAAUGACUGGCAAGUUCUCCGAGUCAGCACCAAGUGAAUGGUACAACACUUUUGAAAAAAACUCAUCUCAAGACUAUGCCUUAAAUGCUCAAAUGAAACAACAGAUUCUUGAGGACAAUAUGAACCCAUGUCUCAAAUUCAAACCAACCAGCAUGGCAGAUUUACAUCCAAGAAGCGUGCAUGGAAAGAAAGAUGUCUCUAAGGAAGAAUUUAACAACAUGGUCAAUACCAUGAAAUUUGAGCAUUGCAACACAUCACUGCUAUGUUCUAAAAGUAUAACAAAUUGUCUCAAGCGAAUGAACAAGGGCGAUGACAAGACAGCUCAAAAUCAACAUUUCAUCCAAUGCUUCAAUGAUCCUGAAGUGAGGGCUUGUAUUUCAAAGAUUUAA